GGAACUCCAAUCGAAUAUGAGAGGAGACGGGACUUUAGACAACAAUCUGAGCAAUUGGUGGAGAAGACGUCACGCGGAGCAAUCCCAGGAUGGCGGUGCAGACAACGGAAGGUCUUUGAUUUCCUGGAGGCACUGUAGUAGGAACUUGAUAGAUCACAAUUUUUUGUUCUGGAAAACAGAUGGACUAUCAUGAAGUGCCUCAGGGCAUUAUUAGUGGCUGGGGAGCUUUCUGCAAGAAGAGGCUCCUUUCUUAGAAAGGAUCUUCUACAAUUACAAAGAAGCUCUUCUUUCCAGAACUCCAGGUUGGUUCCUGUGAGAACUAUCCAAGUGAGCAGAGUUCUUGGCACUUCUAACUUUGCUGUAAAGAAGCAUGACAAAACUGACAAAGAAUCUGCCAACCAGUCAUUAGUAAAAAUUGAAGAUAUCUUCGAGACAACAUCUGUACAUGAAAAAACUAAAGCUACAUUUCAGGAAGCCGUGGACAUCUUCUGCAAGCGGGAUAUCCGCCGCAAGGGUCACGUAGAAUUCAUCUAUGCAGCUCUGAAGAAAAUGCCAGAAUUUGGAGUGGAGAAGGAUGUUAAUGUGUACAACAAAAUCUUGGAUGUCUUCCCUAAGAAAGUGUUCAUUCCUCAAAAUGUUUUUCAAAAAAUGCUCAAAUACUAUCCCAGGCAGCAGGAUUGUGCCGUCGUGCUACUUGAACAGAUGGAGCACUUUGGUGUCAUGCCAAAUCAGGAAACCAGGUUUUUGCUGCUCGAGAUCUUUGGUAAUAGAAGCUACCCUAUAAAAAAAUACCAGAGGAUCAUGUACUGGUUCCCUAAAUUUAAGCAUAUCAAUCCUUAUCCAGUCCCAACUCCUCUGCCAGAAGAUCCUAUUGAACUUGCAAAGUUGAGCUUGCAGAGGAUUGCAGCUGACUUGAAUGCCAAGGUUACAGUAUAUCAGAUCUCCCACUCGGAAGUCCUGGAUUCUGGAAAAGAAAUCAAUCAUCCACAUAUCGUAGGAAUCCAAAGCCCUGAUCAGCAGUCACUGCUUGCUUCUCAUAACACUGAAAAGCCCAUUUUCCUUGAAGGCCCCUUUCGCUUAUGGCUCAAGUCCAAGUGUGUUUAUUACUAUGUGCUCAGAGCAGAGCUUUCAGAAGAACAUAUGGUGGAAGUGAUUGACCCAGAAAGGAAUUUCUACUACCCCAUGCAUCUGGAUAUUGAUCUGGAACGGGAUGUUCUGGAUGAUUAUGAGUUUUACACAGAUAAAGUUAAGGAGGGCCCCGUGUUUGCCAUGUGUAUGGUUGGGGCAGAAAACAAGGCUAUCUUGGCCAAAUGGAUUGUGGGUCUUCAGGAAACAAAUCCUAUUUUGCGUGAUAUAGCUGUCAUAUUCCGUCUCAUGCACAGACCUCGGGAGCUGCAGUGCAACGAAGAAACAGAGAACGAUAAUGCAAGAACACAGGCCAAAUUCUUCAAACAAGAAGUUUGAAACUUCACUGGUCAUGCUUUAGGUUUCAGUCAUGUUAUAUGAGGGUUUUAAGGGAAUUUGAGCCAAUAAAUUCCUGAAUCAGGUUAAAAUGUA
Messenger RNA from Notechis scutatus (mainland tiger snake), 1557 nucleotides. RefSeq names its product ECSIT signaling integrator (gene ECSIT). The record is from RefSeq and is a predicted model, not a curated record. Lineage: Eukaryota; Metazoa; Chordata; Lepidosauria; Squamata; Elapidae. Gene Ontology annotation, cellular component: mitochondrion. Gene Ontology annotation, biological process: innate immune response; cell surface receptor protein serine/threonine kinase signaling pathway.